UAUUUUACUUGGGGAAUAUUCUUUCGUCUAUUUCAUCAUCCCCACUCCACAGACACCUCUCUCGCUGCCCUCUCAUCGAUCCUCUGUCAUCGCUGGUUUGGUUGGUGGAGUUUCCGAGAGGAUAACAGCCUGAAAAAAAUGGCAUUAGCUGCGAAUAGCGUCGUAAUAUCUCAGAAUAGAGCCUUGGGUUUCCCUUCUUCAAAGCUUCUUUCAAAUCUUCAUUCCCAUUUACACACACACUCUUCCUCCUUCCAACAACGUAUCCGUCGGAUUCCUAUCUCCACCACUACUGCAUCUUCCUCUAUCACGAAGGCCACCCUCUCAGAUGUUCAGCUUCGAGACCUCAAUCCCGUCUCCACCACCACUAUGUGGUCGGAGUUUUCGAGGAAUGUGUCGGGUGAAUGGGAUGGUUAUGGAGCGGACUUCUCAGAGGAAGGGAAACCGAGUGAACUUCCCGAGUCUGUUGUACCAGACGCUUACAGGGAGUGGGAGGUGAAGGUGUUUGAUUGGCAAACUCAGUGUCCAACCCUUGCUGAGCCGGAGGAGCGCCUUCUUGUUUACAAGUCAAUCAAGUUACUUCCCACAGUUGGAUGCGAAGCCGAUGCUGCCACGCGGUAUAGCAUAGAUGAGAGAAUUAUCGGUGGGGUAGAAGAUAACAACAAAGUCUCUGCCUUCGCAUAUCAUGCCAGUGGAAGCUACGUAGCUGUAUGGCCGAUUGAGGAUAUGGGCACGUCUAAAUUGUUGGAGUUGGAGUACUGUUUGGUUAAUCCUCAAGAUCGGGAGUCCCGUGUGAGGAUAAUUCAGGUUGUCCGUGUAGAUAGAACGAAGAUGGGGUUACAUAAUGUUAAAGUUUUUCGUGAGCAGUGGUACGGGCCUUUCAGAAAUGGGGAACAGUUGGGUGGGUGUGCUAUCCGGGAUUCUGGAUUUGCUGCUACUGAGACCAUGGAAGCGCCAGAAGUUGCUGGUGUUUGGCAGGGACCUCAUGCUGUUGCCAGUUUCGAUGUUUUUCAGACUGACUUUCUUCGAGAAGUUGUAGGUGACAGUGUACGGAAGUCAGUGAGGGAUGAAUCUGACCUUAUAUUGCUUCCCAAGCAACUGUGGUGCUCACUUAAAGAAAGCGAAGAUGAUGAGACUUGUAGUGAAGUGGGAUGGCUCUUUGAUCAUGGACGUGUAAUCACAUCUAGGUGCAUCUUCUCUGCUGCAAAGUUGAAGGAAGUGUCGAUAUCAUGUGAAACCAGAGCUGCAGAUGAUGCAGAGCAAUAGAUAGCGAGUCAGAUCGGCUUUCACCUAGAAAGUUACACUGUACUUUGACUAGUACAUCAAAUUGAACCAGAAAGAGGGAGGGCUAAUUGUAAUGAGAGUGUGUAUCUUAUUGCCUUUAUGACUAACAAUUAAGAAUGACAAUAUACAGCUUUGUCUGCGUAUAA
Juglans microcarpa x Juglans regia is the source of this 1427-nucleotide messenger RNA. RefSeq lists its product as uncharacterized. The coding region runs from base 139 to 1263 and encodes 374 amino acids. NCBI's taxonomy places the organism in Eukaryota, Viridiplantae, Streptophyta, Magnoliopsida, Fagales, Juglandaceae. The transcript is spliced from 4 exons. The record is from RefSeq and is a predicted model, not a curated record.